GCUAGCGCUCCGGGACUCUCCUACUGAGCUGGCAGCGCCCCCCGCACGGUGCUGCCUCUUCUCUCCCUGCCACUCGAACUACUCGCUGGCUGAAUGUUUCUCUCGGGCACUUGCGAUCCAGGAUGUUAGGAAUAGUUAAAAUGGAAGGACAUGAGACGACAGAUUGGAGCAACUAUUACCAGGACACCCAGGAGGCCUAUUCCUCAGUUCCGGUCAGCAACAUGACCCAGGGGCUGGCAUCCAUGAAUACCUACAUGACUAUGAACCCCAUGAGCUCCAGCAGCAACAUGACAGCAGGCUCCUUCAAUAUGUCCUAUGCCAACUCAGGCUUGGGAGCGGGACUGAGCCCUAGUGGCAUGUCUGGCAUGGGAGCGGGAUCCGCCAGUGCUAUGAACGGUAUGGGCUCUGGGGUGUCCUCCAUGGGCACCGCUCUGAGCCCCUCCAGUAUGAACGCAAUGUCAGCGCAACAAGCCUCCAUUAACAGCUUGUCCUAUUCCGGCAUGAACCCAGGAAUGAGCCCCAUGGCAUACGGGCCAUCCAACAUGAACAGGACAAGGGACACGAAAACAUUCCGGAGAAGUUACCCCCAUGCCAAACCCCCUUACUCCUACAUCUCACUGAUCACCAUGGCCAUCCAACAGGCCCCCAGCAAAAUGCUGACUCUCAGUGAGAUCUAUCAAUGGAUCAUGGACCUUUUUCUAUACUACAGACAGAACCAGCAGCGCUGGCAGAACUCCAUCAGGCACUCCCUGUCCUUUAAUGACUGCUUUGUUAAGGUGGCCAGGUCCCCAGACAAGCCAGGCAAAGGCUCUUACUGGACCUUGCACCCCGAUUCCGGGAACAUGUUUGAGAAUGGCUGCUAUCUUCGUAGGCAAAAGCGAUUUAAGUGCGAGAAACAACAAGGGGGGAAAGGCAGCCAAGAUGGCAGGAAAGAUGUUUCUGGCCCUUCGUCCCCUUUGCACCGGGUACAUGGCAAAUCCAGCCAGAUGGACAGCAGCUCCUCCAUGUCCAACCCUUCCAGCAGCCCUCAGUCCUUGGAACACAAUGGUUCUAAUGGGGAGAUGAAACCACAAGUAGCAGCUGGUCCUUCUCCCCUCUCUUCCCACCAGAACCACUCUACUCACUCCUUGGCCCAUGAAACCCAUAUACACCUUAAGGGAGACCCCCAUUAUUCCUUCAACCAUCCAUUUUCCAUCAACAACUUAAUGUCAUCUUCGGAGCAACAGCACAAACUGGACUUCAAAGCCUAUGAGCAGGCUCUUCAGCAGUAUUCCUCCUAUAGUGGGGGACUCCCAGGGAUGCCUUUGGGUAGCCCAUCUAUGGCUGGGAGAGGGAGCAUUGAACCUUCCGCUCUGGAACCCACUUACUACCAAGGGGUGUAUUCCAGGCCUGUGCUAAACACUUCCUAGGACCAGUAACAUUCUCCUGGAAAAUGUGGUGGGCUUUGCUUUCUUCAGAUCGGGACUGUUACCUAAAUAGUGUAUCGAUAUAAAAAAGGGAUUAUACAUAUGUUAUUUUAAACAGGAAAAGUGAAAACGUAAAAAAAA
Molecule: messenger RNA, 1547 nt
Organism: Xenopus tropicalis (tropical clawed frog)
Lineage: Eukaryota; Metazoa; Chordata; Amphibia; Anura; Pipidae
Gene: foxa1
Product: forkhead box A1
Exons: 2
Coding region: 123-1409 (428 amino acids)
Biological process (GO): regulation of DNA-templated transcription; mesoderm formation
Cellular component (GO): nucleus
Molecular function (GO): protein domain specific binding; DNA-binding transcription factor activity; sequence-specific DNA binding
Source: RefSeq, marked provisional